AUGCCGCCCAAUCGCUACCCCUGUCCCAUCCAACGCCGCAACCCGCUUAGCCACCGUGUGGCCUCCGUCGGCCCCGCGCGCAGCAGCUUCCCAGACAGCGGGCUGCUGCGGCCAAGCACGAGCUCACCUCGCCGUGACCCGCCCUGCUCCUUCUUCAUUGCGAUGGCCAAGUACGGGCCUCAAGCUCCAGCCAUGGCCGCUCCGUCCUACCCACUCUCCUUCCUCCCUACUCAGACUCCAAUCGAACCUGCGCCCGACCUCAUGCGCCGCCUAUACUUAGCCGGCACUCCACCACCACGCGGCCCCGCGCACAGCCUCUUCCUGACCGGCAUGCACCUACUGCCUCAAGUGGGCAAGCAACACAGCUCAGCUGGGUUAGAUGGGCGGCCUACUGAUUUCCGUUUCCAGGAAUUCAGAUUAGAUUACGAGAAAAACAAGCACCUUGAAGCUGGCCAUGCCAUCUUCUCAGACCCCUUCUCUGCUGGCGGCCACAUGUGGAGGAUAAGCUGCUUUCCGCGUGGAAUUAAUUCGGUGUAUGACAAGGGCGAGUAUCUCUCUGUCUUCGUCUUCUUGAUGGACAAGAACGGGGAACCAUCAGUAACCGCUUGGAAAAGGUCAGGGGUUCAUCUGUUCCAACUCCAAUGGGACGUUUGGGGGUUUUCCCGGUUAGUCUCACAGACUGAUCUGGUUAAAGAUUAUGUAACAGAGGAGGGACACAUAAGGAUCGUUUGUGGAAUCAUGGUUGUAAAUGACCGCUCCAUUCCAGUACCACCUUCAGACAUUGUAGAACAUCUAUGCAACAUGCUAGAUAGCACAGAUGGGGCAGAUGUGUCGUUCAUCGUUGACAGUGAGACGUUCCACGCACACCGAGCGGUGCUUGCUGCUCGCUCGCCGGUCUUUAGAGCGGAGCUCCUUGGUUCCAUGGCUGAGGCUACAGCACCAUCCAUCACCCUACAUGACAUUGCCCCUGCAACAUUCAAACUCAUGCUUCGGUUCAUGUACACAGACACCUUUCCUGUAGACGGCGAGCUGCUUGGUGAUUGCCCCACUGAGAUGAUCCGGCAUCUACUAGCUGCAGCUGACCGGUAUGCAUUGGACCGACUGAAGCUUAUGUGUGCUCAGAAAUUGUGGGACAAUGUGUCUGUCAAUACAGUUGCCGCUACCUUAGCUUGUGCUGAAAUGUACAACUGCCUGGAGUUGAAGAUCAAGUGCAUUGACUUCUUUGCAAUGGAGAAAAAUUUCAGGAAGGCUGUGUUAACUGAUGGUUUUGUGCAGCUGGUGCAGCAGUUCCCAUUCAUUAUCGUUGAACUGCGAAAGAGGCCUGCGACAUGA
Molecule: messenger RNA, 1332 nt
Organism: Setaria italica (foxtail millet)
Lineage: Eukaryota; Viridiplantae; Streptophyta; Magnoliopsida; Poales; Poaceae
Product: BTB/POZ and MATH domain-containing protein 1
Exons: 3
Coding region: 1-1332 (443 amino acids)
Biological process (GO): protein ubiquitination
Molecular function (GO): protein binding
Source: RefSeq, a predicted model, not a curated record